Molecule: messenger RNA, 1488 nt
Organism: Penicillium expansum
Lineage: Eukaryota; Fungi; Ascomycota; Eurotiomycetes; Eurotiales; Aspergillaceae
Product: Nucleotide-binding, alpha-beta plait
Exons: 1
Coding region: 1-1488 (495 amino acids)
Cellular component (GO): cytosol
Molecular function (GO): mRNA binding
Source: RefSeq, a predicted model, not a curated record
AUGUCCAAGACAUCUACCAAGACUGCCGAUAAGGCCGGCAAGGCCAGCAAGGCCCUGAACAAGGUCAAGGAUGCCGGUGUCACCAAGGCUUCCCAGUCCCCCGCCGCCAAGAGCAAGGCCGUUGCCAGCAAGGUCGCCUCCAAGGAGAAGGCCUCCAAGAAGAACAAGAAGAAGGAGCCUACUCCCAGCUCCUCCGAGUCCGAGUCUGAGUCCGAUGAGGAUAUGAAGGAUGCUUCCUCCAGCUCCGAGUCCGAGUCUGAGUCUGAGGAGGAGAAGCCCGCUCCUAAGAAGACCGAGAAGAAGGUCGCUGCCAAGGCUGAGUCUUCUGACUCUUCCGACUCUGACUCCGACUCUUCCGAGUCCGAGGAGGAGAAGCCCGCCCCCAAGAAGGCCGAGAAGAAGGUCGCUGCCAAGGCUGAGUCUUCUGACUCUUCCGACUCUGACUCCGACUCUUCCGAGUCCGAGGAUGAGAAGCCCGCUCCCAAGAAGGCCGAGAAGAAGGCUGAGUCUUCCGACUCUUCCGACUCUGAGUCCUCUGAGUCCGAGUCCGAGGCCAAGAAGGCCUCUUCCGACUCUGAGUCUGGUUCCGACUCUGACAGCUCUGACUCUGACUCCGAGGAGACCCCUGUCUCCAAGAAGCGCAAGGCUGAUGAGGAGCCUGCUGCCACUGCCAAGAAGUCCAAGACCGAGGAGGUUCCCGAGGGUGCUGUCGCCAACCUCUUCAUUGGUAACCUGUCCUGGAACGUCGAUGAGGAGUGGCUCCAGCGUGAGUUCUCCGAGUUCGGUGAGCUCUCCGGUGUCCGCAUUGUCACCGACCGUGAGACCGGUCGCUCCCGUGGAUUCGGCUACGUUGAGUACAACAACGCUGCCGAUGCCGCCAAGGCCAUGGAGGCCAAGAAGGGUACCGAUCUUGAUGGUCGCACCAUCAACCUCGACUACGCCGCUCCCCGUCAGGCCAACCCCCCUGCCGACCGCUCCCAGGAUCGUGCUCGCUCUUACGGCGACCAGACCAGCCCCGAGAGCGACACUCUCUUCGUUGGCAACCUUCCCUUCAGCGCCACUGAGGAUGCUCUCCACGAGGUCUUCGGCGCUCAGGGCUCCGUUCUCGGAAUCCGUCUCCCCACUGAGCAGGAGACCGGCCGCCCCAAGGGCUUCGGUUACGUUCAGUUCGCUUCCAUCGAUGAGGCCAAGGCUGCUCACGCUGCUCUCAACGGCCACGAGCUCGAGGGCCGUGCUAUCCGUCUUGACUUCUCUACUCCCCGCCCUGCCGGUGGUGACCGUGGUGGCUUCGGCGGCCGUGGUGGUGGUCGCGGUGGUGGUCGUGGUGGCUUCGGCGGUCGCGGCGGCGGCGGUGGCUUCGGUGGCCGUGGUGGUGGUGGUCGCGGCGGUGGCCGUGGUGGCUUUGGCGACCGUGGCGGCCGUGGUGGUGCCCUCAACAAGGGCAAGGGCAGCAUCCCUGAGUACAAGGGUACCAAGGUUACCUUCUAA